Messenger RNA from Psilocybe cubensis, 825 nucleotides. RefSeq lists its product as uncharacterized. The transcript is spliced from 4 exons. The coding region runs from base 1 to 825 and encodes 274 amino acids. NCBI's taxonomy places the organism in Eukaryota, Fungi, Basidiomycota, Agaricomycetes, Agaricales, Agrocybaceae. The record is from RefSeq and is a predicted model, not a curated record.
AUGGACGCGACAGUCCUAGGCAUGGACCCGCUCACAUUCACACUCACCGCCCUCUCCGCACUCGGGGUCCUCUGCUCGACCGCGGCAUUCCUCGCGCGGCGCUACGGGCGCUGGCGGUGGUGCUACUUCCGAGACCGCGACCUCGACCUGUGGCUUGCGUCUGCGGAGGGCAUGGAUCGCGUUUGGGAGGCUUUUGAAAGGCUGUGUGGGAUUGUUGUUGAGGCUCAGUGCGAAGGUGGGCCCACGGGGACGUGUGCUGGGAGGGGUGUGCAUGGCAAGCACUUGGUGCGGCUCCGCUGGCACGUCGAGAGGUUGGAGUACCAGCUGAAGACGCUGAUGCUCGCUACGACACCAAGGUCUACUACUACUAGUACUACGUCCGAGUCCCCAGCAAAAGGCGGUAUCGUGCAGACGCUCCGGAGGUGGUUCAAGACUAUCGCGUUUCUCCGGCUUUCCCAGGAGAUCCGCGCGUUCGCGCUUAGUCUUAGGAUGAUAACGAAGCAGAUGGAGCGCGUCAAGUACGCGAGACUCGGACUUGGAAUGGGGCGCGACGAUGGGCUAGAGACGAGUACGACAGACGCGGAUGACCUCUCCGCGCUGGAAGCGGCAGUCGAAGCCGCCAUCGAGUCGCUUCUCGCGUCUCUCCCUGCUCCAAAAGAAAAUACAGCAGAUUCCUCGCAGAGCUGGAAAGCUAUACGUAUCCACGAUCUCGAAGCGAACGUGAACAACUACGCUCCAUCAACGGAUAUUAUUCUCCCGAUGAUUCAGAAGCCGCCGCGACUGCAUUUGUCUGCCGUGCGCAAGCUGAGCUGCAGCGUGCAGUGA